AUGAGCCAGCAGGAUGUGGUCGCCGUGCUUUCAGAACGCCUUCUCAUAGCUGCGUACAAAGGCCAAGCCGAUAAUGUGGUGCAGCUUAUCAACAAGGGUGCCAAGGUAGCCGUUACCAAGGAUGGGAAUACCGCUCUUCAUGAAGCAUCCUGGCAUGGCUUCAGCCAGUCUGCCAAGCUUCUUGUUAAAGCAGGAGCCAACGUGCUUGCCAGGAACAAGGCAGGGAACACCGCUCUGCACUUGGCUUGUCAAAACAGUCAUCCCCAGAGUACCCGGGUUCUUUUGCUGGGAGGAUCUCGACCUGACCUCAAAAAUAAUGCAGGAGAUACCUGUUUGCACGUUGCUGCUCGCUAUAAUCACUUGUCCAUCAUUAGGGUUCUCCUCAGUGCUUUCUGUUCUGUCCAUGAAAAGAACCAGGUCGGGGACACAGCUCUUCACAUUGCUGCUGCACUAAAUCAUAAAAAAGUGGCUAAAAUUUUACUGGAAGCAGGUGCUGAUGGGACAAUUGUCAACAAUGCUGGUCAGACUCCACUAGAGACAGCGCGGCACCACAAUAAUCCUGAAGUAGCUCUUCUCCUCACUAAAGCACCACAAGUCUUGCGCUUCAGUCGUGGGAGAAGCCUAAGAAAAAAGAGAGAGAGGCUCAAGGAGGAGAGGAGAGCUCAGUCUGUGCCACGAGAUGAGGUGGCCCAGAGCAAGGGAAGUGUCUCAGCAGCAGAUACUCCCAGCAGUGAGCAAGUCACUCAGAAGAAAGAAGAAGCCAAAGAAGAAUUCCACUCAGCCUCUCCAGAGCCCCGGACAAAGAAUAACCGAAAGAAAAAGCCAAAACAAAAGGUAUCUGCAUUCUCUGACCCCACUUCACCAGCAGACCAGCAGACCAUUCCUGGGCACCAGAAGAACUCACAUAACCACCCCAAAAAGAGGAAUAAGCAUCGUUGCUCCUCUCCACCCCCUCCUCAUGAGUUCAGAGCAUACCAGCUAUAUACUUUGUACCGUGGAAAGGAUGGAAAAGUUAUGCAGGCACCAAUAAAUGGAUGUCGUUGUGAACCAUUGAUAAAUAAACUGGAGAAUCAGCUGGAGGCAACAGUUGAGGAAAUAAAGGCAGAGUUUGUAACUGUGCAGGAUAAGAUGAAUACAAAACUGGGCCAGAUGGAGAAUAAGACCCAACAUCAAAUCCGUGUUCUGGAUAAGUUGAUGACUGAGCGGUUAUCCGCAGAGAGAUCAGAGUGUCUGAACCGUCUACAGCAACAUACUGAGCUGGAGAAGCACGAGGGAGAGAAACGACAGGUGUCCCUGGUGGAUGAAUUGAAAACAUGGUGUAUGUUAAAGAUUCAGAAUCUGGAGCUGAAACUUUCUGGAGAUUCUAGAGCCUCUAGGCCCAAAUCAACCCCAUCCACUUCUGAAUCCCUCACAGGUGCAGACCAAUCAGUGGUUACUACCACCAGUCCAGCCACUGCUUCUGCUAACCCUCCUCAGGUUGUCAGGCCCAAGGAAAAGGCACUUAGUUCUGUUUUCAACAGACUCCAGCAGGAGCCAUCAUCAUUAGACUGUGGGAGCUCAAAACUGAGACAUGUCAAGGUACAGACAGCUCUAUUGCCCUUGGUUGAAGCAACUAAAUGUGAGCACCAGGCUGGUCACUGCCUUGACAAAGGCACUCAAACGAAGAAGUCUGGGAAAUGUGGGCAGACAAGGCAUAGGCCCCAGCAACACGCAUCUACACAUGUCUCUGGCAGUACAUGUACCCAGCAGCAACCAGCAGACCACCAGGCUGGCCCUCCCAUUCGAGACACAUCCCAAGCUCUAGAAAUUACCCAGUAUUUUUUUGAGACUGUAUCUACACAAAUGGAAAAGUGGUAUGAGAGGAAGAUUGAGGAAGCCCGGUGCCAAGCCAAUCAGAAAGCUCAGCAGGAUAAGGCUACACUAAAAGAACAUAUUAAAAGUUUAGAAGAGGAACUCAGUAAGCUGAGGACUAAAGUACAAAAGGAAAGUUAGCACUCAGGCACCAAGUUGGUAAGAGUACUUUGUGGGAUUUCAGGUUUUGCUAUGAACAACAAUGGCUGGGAUUGAAGUGUUCGUUGUGUUGCACAAAGACUUGCCUUUAAAUACAAAUGUACACACACAACACUUAUUUUCUGAAAUGUGAUAGUCAUGCGACU
This is a messenger RNA of Gracilinanus agilis (Agile Gracile Mouse Opossum), 2156 nucleotides long. RefSeq names its product ankyrin repeat domain 6 (gene ANKRD6). NCBI's taxonomy places the organism in Eukaryota, Metazoa, Chordata, Mammalia, Didelphimorphia, Didelphidae. Bases 1 to 1992 code for a protein of 663 amino acids. Gene Ontology annotation, molecular function: protein binding. The record is from RefSeq and is a predicted model, not a curated record. The transcript has 13 exons.